Molecule: messenger RNA, 915 nt
Organism: Knipowitschia caucasica
Lineage: Eukaryota; Metazoa; Chordata; Actinopteri; Gobiiformes; Gobiidae
Source: the annotation of a GenBank genome assembly
AUGCGAUUGCUGGGACAUGGGACACAGGACUCCCAACUGGUCACUGUAGACUCCAGCGGUCUACUUUAUCAAAACAACAUGGCCGAUCAGACCAACAUCCAGUCGUCUGCCUCCAAGAGCAUCCGUCCGUUCAAGUCCAGCGAGGAAUACCUGUACGCCAUGAAGGAGGACCUCGCCGAGUGGCUCAACACGCUGUACGAGCUGGACCUGACCGCGGACGCCUUCGCCGAGGGCCUGGAGACCGGCUGUGCUCUCUGUCGCCAUGCCAACAAUGUGAACCGGGCAGCACACGACUUCCGGCUGGAGUAUCCGGAGGCUGCCCGCAUCAUGACGCUGCCCGCCAAAGACGUGGCCUUCCAAUCGCGAAACGUGAUCCCCGGUUCCUUCCUGGCCAGGGACAACGUGAGCAACUUCAUCGGCUGGUGCAGGAGCGAGCUGCGGGUGAAGGACGUGCUGAUGUUCGAGACCAACGACCUGGUGGAGCGGUGCAACGAGAAGAACUUUGUGCUGUGCCUGCUGGAGGUGGCACGCCGCGGGGCCAAGUUCGGGAUGCUGGCGCCGAUGUUGAUCCAGCUGGAGGAGGAGAUCGAGGAGGAGAUCCGGGACCAACAGGCCUUGCAGCAGGAGGAGUGCCGGCGGAUGAAGGCAGCAGCAGCAGCAGCAGCAGCAGCAGCAGCAGCAGCAGCAGCAGCAGAGGAGCAGCAGCAGCAGCAGGAGGUGGUGGUGGUGGUGGUGGAGGAGGAGGAGAGCAGAGAGCAGGUGGAGGACAGCAGGUCUGUGAUCCAGGAGAACAGCCGGAGUCCAGAGGAGCAGAUCCAGCCUGAGACCUUCAUCUGGCCCCAGAAGAGAGUGCUGUGUGACAUGAGGAACCUGGACGAGCUGGUGAGUGUGCUCCAUCGCCAGAAAGGUUACUAG